GUUUUAUAGAUCAGAUCGAAUGAGGGCCUAAUUUUACAGCAUAAACCAGUCGAUCUAACAGGGUUUAUGCAUUGAGUGGCGCAUUAGAAAUAGAGCUCUCUGUUCCAUAAUAUGGUAACAACUAUAGCCACACUGAAAUGAGUGUCAGAGAUAAAGAGCUUAAGAUACAUUUCAAACCCGGGCACGUUGAGCUUGUUCAGGAUGAUGUUUACACGCCAUACCGGCGUGUGCUUGUGACAGGUGCGACAGGGCUACUUGGGCGUGCUGUUUACAAAGAGUUCAAGAACAAUGACUGGGAUGCCUUGGGGUGUGGCUACAACCGGGCCCGGCCUUGUUUCCUGAAGUGUAAUCUACUGGAUGAAGAUGCAGUGCAAGGGGUCAUUCAGGGCUUUCAGCCUCAUGUUAUUGUGCACUGUGCUGCUGAGAGGAGGCCAGAUGUGGUGGAACGUCACACUGAAGCAGCCAUGAAUUUGAAUGUGCAUGCAUGCGCAACACUGGCCAAAGAAGCAGGUGGCAUUUUCCUCAUCUACAUCAGUACAGAUUACGUUUUUGAUGGACGUAAUCCCCCCUAUGGAGAAAAUGAUGCCCCCAAUCCUUUGAAUUUGUAUGGGAAGUCUAAGCUGGAGGGUGAGAGGGAGAUACUCAGACACUGCCCAGGUGCAGCUAUACUGCGAGUGCCCAUUCUUUAUGGAGAGGUGGAGAAGGUUGAAGAGAGCGCAGUGACAGUGUUGUGGGACAGUGUUCAGGAGGGAGCUGAGAGCAGCACCAUAGACCACUGUCAACAACGCUUCCCCACCUACACCAAUGAUGUGGCACGUGUCUGUCGGAGCAUGGCUGAGAAGGCCCUUCAGGACCCUUCAUUGCGUGGAAUAUUCCAUUACUCUGGAAAAGAGCAGAUGACCAAAUAUGAGAUGGCUUGUGCAAUAGCAGAUGCUUUCAACCUGCCUAGCAGUCAUCUUAUACCAAUGACAGAGCAGCCUGCUGGAGCAGGGGCUCAGAGGCCACAAAACGCCCAGUUAGAGUGCUCUCGUUUGGAGCUGCUUGGACUGAGCAUGGACCCCACCCCUUUCAAAACUGCCAUAAGGGACAGUCUCUGGCCCUUCCAGCAUGACAAACGAUGGAGGCAGACUGUCUUUCACUGAGGCAACAAGGAUAUCCCACAACAGGGCACACUCUUUACAUGUUCAGCAUUUAUAUUAUGUCACACUCCUGAAAUAAAAACAGGUCCAUGCUCUUUACAUGUUCAGCACCUUUGUUUUACUGUAUGAUCAAGUAUACAUUUAUUGUAGCCAAGAGGUAUGUACCAUUAUGUGUUUUGUGUGAAUUGCACUGAGGGUAACUGAAUCUGUCUUCAAGGCACGUUUGUUUCUUUCCUUAUUUGAACAUGUAUUUCUUUACUAUAACUAAACAAUUUACAUUUAAACAAAGUUGAAGACGUGAAUGUAAGAUAAAGUAACAGAAGAUAUCCUCAGUUUCUGUUCUUUCUAUUACUUGAAGAAAUGAGAAUGCACUAUAAAUAAAGUAUCAGGAAGAUAAAAUAUAGCCUCUCUUAUUUUUGAACAUUAAUAUUGAUGUAUAUAAUAAACAAGAUGAUUUAUAUAGCAAUAUUGUUAUUUGAUGAUAGAUAAGGCAACACAUUUGGAAAUAACCAUAGCAAUUAUAACAUACAUAUACUGUGUUAUCGAAGCACAGCAUCAACAUAUUAUUUGAUGAAACAAACUAAACCAGUAACCUUGCCUCAUUAUUACUGUGUUAAAGGAAUGUUCCGGGUUCAGUUCAGUUAAGCUCAAUCAACAGCAUUUGUUGCAUAAUGCUGAUUACCACAAAAAUCAAUUUGGACUUGUCCCUCCUUUAAAAAAAGAAAAAGCAAAAAUCUGGGUUACAGUGAGGCACUUACUGGAAGUCAAUGGGGCCAAUUCGUGAACGUUAAAACACUCACAAUUUUAAAAAUCUAGUUGUAAGACGUCAUGUCAAAUUGUAUGCCUUCUUUGAUAUGAAAACGUAACGCUGUAAACACUAAACCUCUAAAAUUAUAAGCUUCAAAUUUCUGCCUUCAAAUCCUCCAAAAAUUGGCCCCAUUCACUUUCAUUGCAAGUGCCACACUGUGACCUCGAUUUGUUUUUUUUGUUUUUUAAAAAGGAGGAAUGAUACAAAUUUAUUUUAUUUAUUUUAUUUAUUUAUUUAUUUAUUUUGCCACAAAUGCUGUCGAUUGAACUUAACUUGUAUUGAACCCGGAAUAUCCCUUUAACUGCAAUUGUAUAAAUGUUUCCUAUUGAAAUAAACUGAUAAAAUGAU
Myxocyprinus asiaticus (Chinese sucker) is the source of this 2295-nucleotide messenger RNA. RefSeq names its product methionine adenosyltransferase II, beta (gene mat2b). Gene Ontology annotation, biological process: S-adenosylmethionine biosynthetic process. The record is from RefSeq and is a predicted model, not a curated record. The coding region runs from base 138 to 1142 and encodes 334 amino acids. NCBI's taxonomy places the organism in Eukaryota, Metazoa, Chordata, Actinopteri, Cypriniformes, Catostomidae. Gene Ontology annotation, cellular component: methionine adenosyltransferase complex. The transcript is spliced from 7 exons. Gene Ontology annotation, molecular function: methionine adenosyltransferase regulator activity.